Molecule: messenger RNA, 894 nt
Organism: Saccharomyces kudriavzevii IFO 1802
Lineage: Eukaryota; Fungi; Ascomycota; Saccharomycetes; Saccharomycetales; Saccharomycetaceae
Gene: SNZ1
Product: pyridoxine biosynthesis protein SNZ1
Exons: 1
Coding region: 1-894 (297 amino acids)
Biological process (GO): amino acid metabolic process; pyridoxine biosynthetic process; pyridoxal 5'-phosphate biosynthetic process
Molecular function (GO): amine-lyase activity
Source: RefSeq, a predicted model, not a curated record
AUGACUGGAGAAGACUUUAAGAUCAAGAGUGGGCUCGCCCAAAUGUUAAAAGGCGGUGUCAUCAUGGAUGUUGUCACUCCAGAACAGGCUAAAUUAGCUGAAAAGGCAGGCGCAUGUGCCGUGAUGGCAUUAGAAUGCAUUCCAGCGGAUAUGCGUAAGUCAGGGAAGGUUUGCCGUAUGUCUGACCCUAAGAUGAUUAAGGAUAUUAUGAACUCCGUGUCCAUUCCGGUCAUGGCGAAAGUAAGAAUAGGUCAUUUUGUCGAAGCUCAAAUUAUUGAGGCUUUGGAAGUUGAUUAUAUCGACGAAAGCGAAGUCUUGACUCCUGCCGAUUGGACACAUCACAUUGAAAAGAACAAAUUCAAAGUCCCAUUUGUAUGUGGUGCCAAGGACUUGGGUGAAGCUUUGAGAAGAAUCAAUGAAGGUGCCGCUAUGAUCCGUACCAAGGGUGAGGCUGGUACUGGAGACGUGUCUGAAGCUGUUAAGCACAUUACGAGGAUCACCGAGCAGAUAAAAACAUACCAACAGUUGAAAGAGGAAGACGAAAUCGCAAAGGUUGCCGAAGAAAUGAGGGUGCCAGUAUCUCUGUUGAAAGAUGUUCUUGAAAGAGGGAAGCUGCCCGUUGUAAAUUUUGCAGCAGGUGGUGUGGCUACACCGGCAGAUGCCGCACUGUUAAUGCAGCUGGGUUGUGAUGGUGUGUUUGUUGGUUCAGGGAUUUUCAAGUCAUCUAACCCUGCAAAGUUAGCCACUGCCGUGGUAGAGGCUACUACACAUUUCGAUAAUCCUGCUAAGUUACUGGAAGUAUCCAGCGACUUGGGAGAUUUAAUGGGUGGUGUGUCUAUCGAAUCCAUUAAUCAUGAUUAUAAGGGUGUGAGGCUUUCUGAAAUCGGUUGGUAA